Molecule: messenger RNA, 1062 nt
Organism: Alternaria infectoria
Lineage: Eukaryota; Fungi; Ascomycota; Dothideomycetes; Pleosporales; Pleosporaceae
Exons: 4
Coding region: 1-1062 (353 amino acids)
Source: RefSeq, a predicted model, not a curated record
AUGGACGGAAACACUCUGGGAUCCUAUGGCGGCAGCCUCGUCGCUCGUGCAGGCGGUUUACAUCCUCCACCAGAAGUCCUUCUCAGCUGGCCAAAACCGAAUUAUGUCGACCCGGAGGAACGAGGUUGGGGACCCCCAAUACUGCUCAUGGUCGUCUUGGGCAUCACCUUCCUGGUAUACUGUGCGCGGAUGUGGGCAAGGCUGGUCAUAUCGAAGAACUUUGGGCUGGAUGACAUACUUGUCAGCAUGGCAAUGCUGCCGCUAUUCGGUCUGACCAUAUCAAGCGUACUUGGUAUUCGUAUCUAUGGCUUCCAAUGGCACGUCUGGGACCAGACCAAAGAAACUCUAGUAACGACAAGAGAGAUCGCUUUUGCAAUCGAACUUAACUACAUGUUAACCUCGACGCUGAUCAAAGUCUCGAUCCUUUGCUUCUACCGCCGAAUCGGUGAUCGUCUGACGAAUCAGUUUAUCUACUGGGUCUACGGCACCAUCGCCUUCUGCAUCAUCUACGGAAUUGCCUUCACUAUUGCCAUUGUCUUCACAUUCACCUACGACAUCACCUGGGCAGCAUAUUCUGGCUGGAUCUGGACGACACUCGAAGCCCAGCUAGCCGUAAUGUGCGCCUCGGCGCCCUCACUCAAAGUCUUCCUCGGUCGCUACUUCAGCAUGUACACCUCGCGCGCCGGCUACUCUCAGACUGGAAUCCCCGGUCAAGCGUCCGGCCCGUCUUCAAACGCACUAUCGCAAGGCUUCACCGGGAAAGCAUCACAGCACUCGACACAACGGUCACAGUGCACUGCCGGAUCUAUUCGCGGUGACGUUCCGUUGGAAGGCAUCCAUAUAACCAAUAAGUUGGAUGUCAAAGUUGAAGAGCGGGAUGAUUACGAGCAGGCCAGUCUUCACAGCACUAAGGAGCUCACUGCGCUACCCGUGUCAUCGCAGCCUAGUUGGCGGGAUGGCUGCAAGACAGUUUGCGCAGCGCUCCGACCGGGCAGCAGAGGCACAUCAGCAACUCGUGGUCGGAGUCGCGAGAGGGACGUCGAAGCCGGGCGCGCUUAUUGA